Ciona intestinalis (vase tunicate) is the source of this 1903-nucleotide messenger RNA. The record is from RefSeq and is a predicted model, not a curated record. Lineage: Eukaryota; Metazoa; Chordata; Ascidiacea; Phlebobranchia; Cionidae.
UCAUUAGCACCGUAUUUUUUAUUUCAGUUUCGCUUUACACUGCAAAAAAGCUUACUAAUGUAAUGACUCCUGAAGAAUAUGAUGGUCCUGAUGCUAGCAACUUUGUGAAAGUUGUCCGAAAAUUAAGAAAGAGACUAAGGCAAAUUCAACGUCUGGAAACAUGUGGUCGAGAUUUAACAACAGAAGAGAGAAUAAAGUUGGAAUGCAAAAAUAAUAUUCAAAGGGAGCUGCGUGAAAUUCUUGCCGAAAUUAAUCGAAGAGAUGAAUCAUUUAAUUCUUCUGUUGAUGUGAACAAAGAAAUAAACCUUGAAACUGAUAAAGAAGAUUCUCAUGAACUUGAACCUGAUGAUCAGCAUGAGGAAAAACUUGAAAAAGAGAAGGACUGUGUCUUUCAAAACAAUGAAUACACUGAGUCUGUAGUUGUAGCUGCUCCUGUUGAACAAACUAAUGUGACGUCAAGUAAAGUAAAACGAAAAAUUCUGCAUGAAUGGAAAUCCCUACCCAUGUUCACCAAAGAACUUGAAGGACAUCACGAUAUAAUUACUUCUGUGGAUUGUGAUGGUAAUUGGCUUGUCAGUGGCAGCCAGGACACUUCAGUAAAGGUGUGGGAUUUAAAUUCAAUGGACGAAGUUCGAAACAUGACUGGCCACUCUGGUUGUGUAACUUGUGUACAAAUUUUAAAUAAUUGUGAAAGUGAUAGAAUAUGGAAAGUUAACUCUAUGGAGUUCAAGUUACUGGUUGAUGCUGAUGGUGAAACAUUGUUAAACAAACAAAAACUUCUUUUAACAUCUUCCCUUGAUUGCUUCAUAAAACUAUGGGUCAUACCUGAUGGUUGUUGUGUAAAGUCAAUAUACAUCUUCUCCCCUCUUACAGCAAUGUUGUAUUCCUCAAAUCUUUUAUUUACUGGUACAGAUUCAGGCAAACUAGUCGUUUGCGAUAUCUUAAGUGGAUCACUUGUUCAUGAAUCAAUUAUUCAUACACAGGAAAUAUCUUCUUUAAAGUGGCAUUGCAAUCAUUUAGUGACCACUUCAUUUGAUGGCUCUGUCAAAGUUUGGGAGGCUACAUGUGAUCUUCAUGAAACUGCUGUUUCUCAUAUGCUUGAAAUGGAACAUCUUUUUACGGAAGUGUUAUCAGUGAAUGAGUCCAGUGGUUUAAUAGCUGGAAGGCACAUACACUGUGUUGUUUCAUGGAAUGAUAAACUUAUAAUUGGUGAUGAUGGAACCAACCUAAAAGUUGUUGAACUUGACUCAGGAAAUAUAACAAGAUAUCCGAACCACAAACUGUGUUCUGGAUUCACAAACUCUAUGUUUACAUACAAGAAUAUGUUGUUUGCUACUUCAUAUAAUGUAGAUACUGGGAAUGGAGCAAUAAAUGUUCGUUCUCUGUGUGGAGAUUUUCCAUUGUUAUACUUGCUACGUUUACUAACAGCGAUAUGCCACAAUUGACAUGCGCAUGUGUGGAUCUGACAAAUACUAAAAAUCUCUGUUUUUUUACUGGAGGAACCAAACUAAUGAUCUGGAAAACUACAUUGAAAGAUGAUGAGAAAAGGUUGGAAAGUUCGUAUGAUGAGGUAGUCAGUACCUAUAUACAACGUCUGAAUAAAACCGCGUCACCAUCAGAUGAAUCAAGUUCUAGUGAGACUGAGGAUGAAGGUGGUUGGUGGUGGACAAAACAAACUAUUUUAGGAAAAAGAAAGAAAAAUAAUGAUGAUAUUAGUGAUUUUGACUUGGACAGCAGCAAAAAUGAAAUACAAUCUAAACCUGUUGACAGCAGGACAGGGUGGUGUAUGGUCGUUUAAGUUUAAUGGGUAAUUACUGUGUUUAGUGUUUAAAUUAUCUAUGUAUAUAUGUGGAAUAACAGCUGAAUUUUGAUAUUGAAUCAUUAAGCUUGUUUACUAAUUUAG